This is a messenger RNA of Paralichthys olivaceus (Japanese flounder), 806 nucleotides long. NCBI's taxonomy places the organism in Eukaryota, Metazoa, Chordata, Actinopteri, Pleuronectiformes, Paralichthyidae. The record is from RefSeq and is a predicted model, not a curated record.
GUGUGACGAUGGGUAUGAAUUUGCCACACAGACAGCUUCUCUCUCCUGCCAGAGCGACAGCACAUGGUCCAAACAUAGCAUCCGGUGCCGUCCCACCCCCUGCCCGCUGCCCAGCAACUUCUCCAUCCCUCAUGUGGUAAUCACUGGAAAGGAGCUCACUCCUGUUGGGGGCACCAUCAGUCUCUCCUGCCCUCCAGGCUUCUUCCUGCAAGGCUCAGCACUGGCUGAAUGUCAGCUGGGUGGAAACUGGACUCCGAGCAUCAAGACAGCUUCCUGCGAGCUGGUGGUGUGCGAGAAACCGCCCCCUCUUCUUCACGGCGUCACAGAGGGCGACAGCUACAAUUAUGGAGACUUUGUCAUGUACUCCUGCCUCCCUGGCUUUUACAUGAAGGGAGACUCUAUCCAGACCUGCCAGGGAGACAGAGCGUGGAGUGGCACCCAGCCAGUGUGUGUUGCACAGUCCUGCGGGCGUCCUCCCACGGUACGCAAUGCACAGAUCCACGUGACUGGGGAGACUUACCUACACAACGCCAGUUAUGUUUGCAAUAUGGAGCUGCAGCUGGUCGGCUCUAAGACUCUCACCUGUCUGGCCAACGGCACGUGGAGCCUGCCAGCUCCUACGUGUGAAGCGGCCAGAGGCUGCAUCAGCCCGAGGCAGGUGCCGCAUGGCAAAGUGCAGGAGCACAACCUGAACACCGGGCGCGCUGUGGAGUUCCUGUGUGAUACAGGCUACAACCUGGUGGGGGAUCCUCUGGUGGUGUGUAUGGGGGGCAACGCCUGGAGCUCCACUUUCCCCAGCUGCCAAC